GGCCUCUGCGCUUUGCAGUGCGCUUUUCACUUCAGAGCCUCACUUCUCAGAGACUUCGGAGAGAAGCCGUGGUGAGAUAGAGAUAGAGAUAGAGAUAGAGAUAGAGGGAGGAGAGGAUGGGGAGGAAGCUAGGGCUGGAGAGGGUGCUGGACUGCUUCUCGCUCUCGGUGUGCGCCAACGCCUGCGUCUGCGUGCACGCGGUGGAGGGCGAGGACGAGGAGAACGAGGGGAAGGCCCUGGUGAGCGCGCAGCUGGACGAGCUGCUCAAGCUCAAGGACUUCGGCGGUGGGGCUAAGACUCUUGCCUUCCAUCUGGAGCCAAAGACAGUGGAGCUGAGGGUGUCCAUGCACUGCUACGGAUGCGCCAGGAAAGUUCAGAAGCACAUCUCCAAGAUGGAAGGUGUGUCGUCGUUUGAGGUGGAUUUGGAGAACAAGAAGGUGGUGGUGACGGGGGACGUGACGCCCUAUGAGGUGCUGCAGAGCGUCUCCAAGGUGAUGAAGUUUGCGGAGCUGUUGGUGGCCCCCAAGUCCUCGGCUCCGAGUAGAUAGACGAUGAUGAUGAUAAGCUGAUAGGGUGGGUGUGACACAUUUCACUGAUGAUAAAACCAAAUAUAUAUGCCAUGAUUGUCACGCACGGCACGCGUACGUGGCAGCACACGCAAGCAUGGCAAGGAAGAAACUAUUGGAAGAUUGUAACUAGGAGAUCAAAGAAAAAGAGGAUGGUUUGGGUCUAAUUGAUUGAUCUACUCAAAAGAAAAAAGAAAAACAGCCCAUCCAUACAUGCAUCAUGCUUUUUUUUGCAUGAUAA
Molecule: messenger RNA, 807 nt
Organism: Triticum aestivum (bread wheat)
Lineage: Eukaryota; Viridiplantae; Streptophyta; Magnoliopsida; Poales; Poaceae
Product: protein SODIUM POTASSIUM ROOT DEFECTIVE 2
Exons: 3
Coding region: 117-548 (143 amino acids)
Molecular function (GO): metal ion binding
Source: RefSeq, a predicted model, not a curated record